Lingula anatina is the source of this 3495-nucleotide messenger RNA. Its product is annotated as slit homolog 1 protein-like. Lineage: Eukaryota; Metazoa; Brachiopoda; Lingulata; Lingulida; Lingulidae. The record is from RefSeq and is a predicted model, not a curated record.
UACUUUUAAAGCAUUUGUAGCACUAAACUGAGAAUCAUUUUCGCUCCCAACAAAAACAGUUUUGGACAGUUUGUUAGGAAAUCGACUAAGGUACGUCUUAUUUAUGUAUUUUUGGCUCGAAUAUUUCAUUUGGAAUUACUAAUCAAACCAGUUGUUGAGUUACCUAAAAUUUGCAACGACAGGAAGAAAAACUCGCUCUUCUCUAUAUAUCCUUCAUAGAACGCAUAACAAUGACUCGAGUCAGUCUUCACACGGGAUACUUACUCAUACAUACAUGCAUCUUGGUUUCCCUGUGGGCAGCCAUGUCGGGGAAAAGGACAGCCAAGUGUGUCAUCCAAGUGGACCACGGACCAAAAAACGACACAGUGGUGAACUGUGACCAAAGAAAUCUACGCAUGAUUCCAGUUGAUCUCCCGAUUACUACAACUGUUGCUUAUCUCCGGAACAAUGACCUCAGGCGCAUAUAUAAAAAGCAGAUACAAUUCCUGUCGAAAAUGAGAAAGUUGUAUCUUGACUCGUGCAAUAUAUCAUAUCUGGAUAAGGACGCAUUUUACGGUCUUGAUCUUCUAGAAGUCUUGGAUUUGAGUAAAAACCACCUGCAUCAUCCUCAUGAACAAAUCUUUAAGUCGCUGAAGUCUCUAAUGACUCUUGAUCUGUCCUUUAAUAGAGACAUUUUUGGACCGUCACUUACAUCAUCUUUCUUCAGAAGUUUGCAUCGUUUGCGCAAAAUUAAUUUGGGAAAUGUUGGGUUGCAUUACAUCGCAGAGGGUGUAUUUGACACAAAUAUUGAUCUAAAAGAAGUUCAUCUCUUCGCCAACAGAUUCCAAAAUAUUCCAGAGGCUAUUUUCUCCAACCCUAGAAUCAGUUAUAUCGAUCUAUCUAAUAAUCAAAUACACGCUAUUUGCGUAAACAUCUCAACCAGCUUCUUUCGCGAAAAACUUAACCUGAGGUUGUAUAGUAAUCGUAUAUCCAAGUUAUGCAGAGCAGAUUUACAACCACUGUCAGUGUUUGGCCAACUCAGCCUGGAUGUGGGGCGGAACAACAUAACACAGAUAUGUGACAACACUUUUACAGACAUAAGGAAUAUCGGGGGACUUUCCAUUUCCUUUAAUCCUCUUUGCAAAACUACACUGGGGAACUCUACUCAUCCAGUCAGUGCAGUUAGCUGCAAAGCAUUUCAGAAUUUUACCUAUAGUUUAAGGAAGAGUAGAAUUUCUACCUUGAAUGCGCGACGUAUAGGCUUGUUCUUUGAUAAUCUAGAUCCGAUUACAUUCUUUCACCUUCAAAAUGCAUCUCUAAGGAAAUUAGAUAUAGGACAGAAUCAUUUAGGGGGUAUGCAACCAUUAACUUUUCAAAACCUCACCAAUCUUACCGAUUUAAGAUUAGAUAAUUGUGGGAUCAAGUCCUUUUCGCUAGUAGCUGCUUUAACGCCCCUCAGAAACACGAUUAAAAAGAUAGAUAUUAGUUACAACAAUCUGGAUACAAAUAUUCUUGUUGGUACAUUAAACGCAUGCCCACACUUAACUGAACUCCGUUUUAUAAACAAGUUGGAUUUCUUUCAGUUGCUUAAGCAAAUGCGUUAUUACGUGGAGGAUCACUUAAGUAUAAGGAGCUUGGAGUUUAGACCUAAUAAACCAAAGGGAAUUGAAUCUUUUGUCUUCAAAAACCUGUCGUCUUUGAAAGAGCUUACCGUCAAUGGCCUCAAUGGACUACCGUAUUUCCCUUUCAAUUUGAAAAAGCUAAAGCUUCAAGAUUUACAACAAUUACAGACCUUAGACCUGUCUGGAAACAAUGCAUACUUACAUUGUGAUUUACAGAACGCAGAUUACUUCAAAGGAAUGCCAAAUCUUCGAGAGUUACGCAUGGAUCGUAACAAGCUAUGUCUUACCAAUGCCUCCAUACUCAUCGUUAUGUUUCAAUCCCUUCACAAUGUAACAUAUGUAGAUUUAAGAAGUAACUCGUUAUCGGAACUACCAGUGGGAAUGUUUGACUCUAUGGUGCGCCUUAGAACUCUACUUCUCACAAAAAACAAACUGCUGACUAUUCCCAAGGGACUAUUCAGAAACUUGAAUCAACUCCACACCUUGGCACUCUCCUCUAAUUUCAUAUCAAACAUCCAAGAUGGUGCCUUCGAUGGCUUAGUAUCGUUACGUGUACUUCAAAUGGGCAACAAUGAGUUAAUCUGUGACUGCAAUAUACGGUGGUUUCAGCAAUAUUUUCAAAUACUAAACAAUGAGGAGUCAGAAGAGUUUUGCUUUGGUGCUACUACAACACACAAAAUUAAAAUAACUGAAUUUAAACCUGACUGGUGGCAGUGUGAUAACAACACGACGAAGGUGGCGGUCAGUAUCCUUGGGGCGGUACUAUUCAUGUGUUUUAUAGCUGGUAUUGUUUACUAUGCAAGAUGGGACAUUAGAUUCUCUUUGGUCGUCAGGUUCGGGUGGCGAUACUGUGCUAAGAUUCCACAACAUGAUGACAUCAACCUUGUGAAGAUAUUUGACGCCUUUGUUUCUUAUAGUUUACUAGACACGGCCUGGGUUGCUGCCGAGCUGAUCCCAAAUCUAGAAAAUGACGAACAAUUGAACUUUCGUCUUUGUACCCAUGAGCGCAAUUUACUUCCCGGCAACUCUAUUGUAGAAAGUGUUGAAGGAGCCAUGGACGGCAGUCACAGUGUCAUUUUCUGGAUUACUCAAAACUUUCUGGAAAGCGAGGUUUGUGAUUUUGAACUGAAUUUGGCCAAGACUAAGCUCUUUGGAAGGAGCAUUCGCUCGGUUAUUUUCAUAAUUGAAGAACGUUUUGAUAAAACCCAACUACCGCAGCCAAUGAGAAUUAUGAUACGACAUUGCCAAUGUCUUUACUGGCCAGAACUAAGGCUGCGCAAAAGGGACAUUUUCUGGAAAAGACUGAAGCUUGCCUUGUUGGAAAACAAACUAAAAGAUAAUUGAUUGGUUCUUUUGCAUGUCAGAACAUGGUGCCUUUGCUUUAUUUACCUUCUUUCUUUUUUAUUUGAAAACUGUUUUCAUACCAAACUGUUGGUAACUGCUAGCUUGAAAAGAGGUGGUGAGCUUUGUACUACAGAAAAGACAAUUGAUUGACUUUCGUUGCUGACGCACUUUAUAAAGUGAUUGUCACUUUUAUGCAGUGUACCGGCAUUAUAUUUAAAGUGCACAGUAUGCCUAUCUCUGAACAUUUGCGUUGACCACACGUAACACUUUUGUUGCGUUGUUUUUAGGGGAAAAAACGGGUCAGACAGAGAUGCCUUCGUUUGUAUGGAAAAGAAACUAAAUAGGAGUUUAGACAUUUUUUCUACAACAUAAUCGGACAGAAAUGAAAUAUUGUGGUCCAUUCUGCGAAGGGGGUAAUCUAUUAACAUUAUAUAGUGUUUAAAACAUUACACUGUGCACCGGUAGAUGGAGCUACCGACUGCGAUAGUAAUUUUAAAACUGAUAAUGUAUGUGGGAAACGCAUCGUAGAUGAGGACAUCUGUUGAGUAUA